Molecule: messenger RNA, 2125 nt
Organism: Prionailurus viverrinus (fishing cat)
Lineage: Eukaryota; Metazoa; Chordata; Mammalia; Carnivora; Felidae
Gene: SEC11A
Product: SEC11 homolog A, signal peptidase complex subunit
Exons: 9
Coding region: 962-1468 (168 amino acids)
Cellular component (GO): membrane; signal peptidase complex
Molecular function (GO): serine-type endopeptidase activity
Source: RefSeq, a predicted model, not a curated record
CUGGAGGCGGGGGGGGGGGGGGGCAGGCUGACGCGUCGCCUCUGGGAGAACCGGGAGACCCGCGGCGAGCAGAGUUGAGGACCGGCCAGCGGGGCGUCCCGGGGCUAGACCUGGGAGAUGUCCGAGUGACUGGGGGAGCCCCGGCCGUGCAAGGUGAGACAACUCAGAGAAGCGGGCGGAAGGCCAGGCGGGUGACCGGCGGGACCUUCCCAGAGCCCAGCGCACCUGGGAACAGGCGGCGUUGAGGUGGCAGCUGGGUCAGGGUGCCUCCGACCGCGGACACCCACUGCUGAGCAUGGAGACAUUCCUUCUGAAGAACCAGGAAAGAGGUGCCAGUUUGCGAGAGGGGCGGAACUAACUUCCAGCCAGGGCCCGCUGUGCGCCAGGCACCGAGCUGAGCGCUCGGAUAAGGAGUGCGCGGCGGCGAAGCGGCCAAGGCAGUAAAGAGUGAUCUUUCCAGACGUUUGGCAGUGAGCCGGAGAGGCCUGCAGUUCAAGAGGUAGUAAGAGUAACGGAGACAGAUCUUUGCGGAGUUGAAAAGAGUUAUUAGGAAUCAAGAAAGGAAGGGAACCUGGCUGGCUCAAUCGGUAGACUUGAGAUACAGAUUGAACUUCAGACAAGGCCGGACUACCCUGUAAACGAGAGACAACUUUUCAUCUGAAUGAACAGAAUCACAGACUACAAUGAAAGGGGGAAAAAAAUGUAUCUUGACUGUGACAGUCCAUAGAAGCUGUCUUACUCACCACUGUUGGAAUAUCAUAGAGACAAUCUCCUGUGCUGCCUCCCACUGGCUGAACCCAAGAGGAAGCCUAAGGGCAAGUGAGCCCUGAUGACGUUGUCCUUCAAGGCCAGCCUCCGGAAAAUGAUGGAGGGUAGAUCUGGAAGGACAGAGGCACAAUAUCUAGCAGUGAGCAUUGUGAAAGGGGAAGUAUGAGGAGCUGAGUGGCCGCCUGGGAGAAUAAUGGACUCCGUCUCCGGAGAUAAGGGAAGGCUUCAGGGGUGGAGGAAGGAAGGAAGAUUGAAGGAGCAACAGCUGUAUUAUCAAGUCCUAAAUUUUGGAAUGAUAGUUUCCUCGGCACUAAUGAUCUGGAAGGGGUUAAUGGUCAUAACCGGAAGUGAAAGUCCGAUCGUAGUGGUGCUCAGUGGCAGCAUGGAACCUGCAUUUCAUAGAGGAGAUCUUCUCUUUUUAACAAACCGAGUUGAAGAUCCCAUCCGAGUGGGAGAAAUUGUUGUUUUUAGGAUAGAAGGAAGAGAGAUUCCUAUAGUUCAUCGAGUCUUGAAGAUUCAUGAAAAGCAAAAUGGACAUAUCAAGUUUUUGACCAAAGGAGAUAAUAAUGCGGUUGAUGACCGAGGCCUCUAUAAACAAGGACAACACUGGCUGGAGAAGAAGGAUGUCGUGGGGAGAGCGAGGGGAUUUUAUCAGGAGAACAGAUCAGUGGAGGACAGGAAUUGUAAGUUGUUGAUGUGAGGACAUACGGAAUUGUUACUACCCUCAUGUUAUUAAUAGUAUUAACGAUAACUCACAUUUACCAGGGCUUACUAUGUGCCAGAGACUCAUUCUAAAAUCUUUACAAGUAUUACCUCAUUUUAACCUCAGAGCAACCCUAAUAUUUCCAUUCUACAGAUGAGGAAACACAGACAAGUUAGGCUGCUUAUCCAAGGCCACGCUGACGAUGGGAGGCGUCUGGCCAACUCUCGAACCCACCCUCUGGACCAUCCCACCAAAAGUCCUGGCAUAAUGCUUCUGAAGUGGAUAGCUGCCGGUUCUCACUAUUUAGAUGACCCAUGGGGCUCUGACCCCUGUCAGAACGUCCCCUCCUUCUAUAGACACUGGGUUCACAGUGAUUCCGCUGGAGAUCAGCCACCACGCUGAGGAGUUCCCUUCCCACAGAGAACGCAGCGUGAGAGAGCUGCCUCAGCUGUAGCGUGAGAGGUGUUGGUUUGGGGCCAGAGAGAUUGGAGCAGCACAAGCACUGGUGUGUUUUGUCUCUUGUAAAGCUGUUUGUGUGCAUGCCUCCAGUUCGAGGGAACUCCUUUUCCUAUGUUGGAGCUAAGUAUACCUUUUUUUAAAAAAGAUUUUAUUUACUUUUAAGUAAUCUCUACACCCGGGGCGCCUGGGUGGCUC